This is a messenger RNA of Rhododendron vialii, 1138 nucleotides long. Its product is annotated as purine permease 3-like. Bases 32 to 1093 code for a protein of 353 amino acids. The transcript is spliced from 2 exons. Gene Ontology annotation, cellular component: membrane. Gene Ontology annotation, molecular function: purine nucleoside transmembrane transporter activity. Lineage: Eukaryota; Viridiplantae; Streptophyta; Magnoliopsida; Ericales; Ericaceae. The record is from RefSeq and is a predicted model, not a curated record.
ACAAAAUAACUAAAGCCCAAACAAGGAGGAAAUGGACCAAAACCCAAACAAGAAAAUGAAGAGGGCUCUUCUCCUACUAAACACCAUCUUCCUCGCCAUCGGAGGCUGCGGUGGUCCCAUGAUCAUGCGCCUCUACUUCAUCCACGGCGGCAACCGUUUAUGGCUAUCGAGCUGGUUGGAAACGGGCGGCUGGCCCAUCUAUUUCAUCCCUCUUCUCAUAAACUACCUCCAACGUCGCCGCAAAGAGGGCUCCGCGGCCAAGCUCUACUUCAUUGGAGGCCCGGUGUUUGUCGCCUCCACCGUCAUUGGCGUCCUCACCGGGUUUGACGACUACCUCUAUGCCUACGGGGUGGCCUUCCUCCCCGUAUCGACCGGCUCUCUCGUGCUUGCGUCCCAACUAGGUUUCACUGCGAUUUUCGCGUUUCUUGUGGUGAAGCAGAAGUUCACUCCGUAUUCGAUAAAUGCGAUAGCGUUACUCACAGUCGGAGCCGGAGUUCUAGCUCUUCAUACGAGCAGUGAUCGGCCGGAGGGAGAGUCGAACAAGGACUAUAAUAUGGGGUUGAUCAUGAUGCUGGCGGCGGCGGCUUUGUACGGUCUUAUAUUGCCGUUGGUGGAGCUGACUUAUAAGAAGGCAAGACAGGUUAUAACUUACACGGUGGUGUUGGAGAUGCAGCUGGUGAUAUGUUUCUUUGCUACUCUAGUCUGCACUAUUGGUAUGGUUAUCGACAAGGACUUCAAGGCAAUUCCGAGGGAGGCAAGAGAAUUUGGACUCGGCGAAACAACAUACUAUUCAGUUCUGGUUAUCAGUGGCAUAGUCUGGCAGGGAUUCUACAUAGGUACAAUAGGAGUCAUCUUCGCUAGCUCAACUCUGUUCUCUGCCAUCAUCAUCGCCGUUCUACUGCCAGUGACCGAAAUCUUCGCUGUUAUCUUUUACAAGGAAAAGUUUACAGCAGAGAAAUGGGUUUCUCUCGUUCUCUCGCUAUGGGGAUGUGUUUCAUAUUUCUACGGUGAGCUAAAACGUAGCAAGGAGAAGAUUGACGCUCAAACUCUAGAAACCGAGAUGCCACUCGCUGUUAGCGUCGACACUCCAUAAUGAAUGAUUGUAAAUGAUGUGCUCAAAAAAAUUCCUGUUUCAGAU